Bombyx mori (domestic silkworm) is the source of this 820-nucleotide messenger RNA. Its product is annotated as protein kinase C inhibitor. Gene Ontology annotation, biological process: purine ribonucleotide catabolic process. Gene Ontology annotation, cellular component: nucleus; cytoplasm. The record is from RefSeq and is marked provisional. Lineage: Eukaryota; Metazoa; Arthropoda; Insecta; Lepidoptera; Bombycidae. Gene Ontology annotation, molecular function: hydrolase activity.
AAUCAAAGAGUAAAGUGAUUUAUGAUUACAAUGGAGUUUAUCUGUUAGUAUCUACAAAAAUGUUCAACAAAGUUUUCCAACGCGCACUAAAAUUUCGAUUGAAAAAGACUUAUCCUACGAACAUCUAUGAUCUGUCUCGGGGUUCUGCUGUGGCUGUGAAGCGGCCGUACAGCGACGAAGUCCGCAGAGCACACGAAACGACCACUACGAUCGGGCCCACAAUAUUCGACAAGAUCAUAUCUAAGGAGAUCAGAGCCGAUAUCAUAUACGAAGAUGAUUUAUGUCUUGCUUUUAACGACAUAGCACCGCAGGCGCCAGUACAUUUUCUUGUUAUUCCAAAGCGUAGAAUAGCAAGGUUGCAGGAUGCGGAGAACAACGACAACGAGCUGCUAGGUCACUUGAUGCUGGUAGCCCGGUCACUCGGUGCCCAAAGAGCUCCUUCAGGAUGGCGUCUUGUGGUUAACAAUGGCAAAGACGGAGCUCAAAGUGUUUAUCAUCUACACCUUCAUGUUCUGGGUGGAAGACAGAUGGGCUGGCCACCUGGGUAAGCUAUAUUAAUUGCUGUAAACUCUGGCUGAAAAAGAUGCAUAAAAUUGGGUGUUUUCUAUUAUUUAACCCCUUUUUAAUAUAAAAUUAUAAUUCACUGUUUUCAAGAUGAAACCAGUCCCUCUCAGUCUACAUUAAACAUGAUUACUGUGCAACAUAUUAUCAUGUUGUUUGUUGUUCUAAUGCUGAGUGAAAGAAAGACAAACAACAUACACAAUGACAGCUAUAAAUAUAUUGUAUACGUCACUGAUGUGUGUCAAUAUUCAAUAUGAUA